AUGUUGACUGACACAAGCAUGAACGAUGAUACAUUAACGCGACGUGCUCAACUAGGAGACAGUCCAACUCUAGGAUCUCUUGCUGAAUUAGUUAGUCAGAAUAUCCCGCUGAAUACGAAGCAAAUGCUUAUAGUGCGCAAGUUGCUAGCUAAUCUUCUGACGUGGGCUGAUUAUCUAUAUGACUCGUCACGCCGCAAUAAAACCCAGAUACCUAAAGCUAUUGAAGCCGCUCUACAUAUCCUUGGUCGAAAACAUGAGAUCAUCCUCACUGCCCCCACGGGUGCUGCCGCGGAGAAUUUAGGUGGUAAUUCUUAUUAUACUUCCCUAGGCAUCAACCUUUCCUACAAAGCAUCCGUAACCGCUCGCGCUCGAAAGACUAUCUUGGUCAUUGACGAAAUGAGUGUAGUUGAUUUGAAAAUGUUAAGUGUCAUCAACAACCAAUGCAAAGUCGCUCGAUCACUCCCUAGAUCUUCCCCGGAUCUUUUCGGUGGCCUUCCGAUCGUGAUCCUUAUGGGGGAUUUCUUCUAG
This is a messenger RNA of Penicillium cinerascens, 528 nucleotides long. RefSeq lists its product as uncharacterized. The transcript has 3 exons. Bases 1 to 528 code for a protein of 175 amino acids. Lineage: Eukaryota; Fungi; Ascomycota; Eurotiomycetes; Eurotiales; Aspergillaceae. The record is from RefSeq and is a predicted model, not a curated record.